UGUUUCCAGUAUUCUACUAAAACAUGAAUGGGCCACAGAUCUGGAGAAAGAAAGGGAAGGAGACAGGAAGUAGGGAAACAAUGAUGGGCUGUUUAGUUCUUCCCAUGGUCAUCGUAAUGUCCUGCAUGUCUGGUUUGGUGUGGAGUGAGCCAAGACUGUCAAGACAAGAACUGAAUAACAGCCAGCUUACUAAAAACCAUCACGGAUCAAGAGUCAGACGUGGCUGGAUCUGGAAACAGCUGUUUGUGGAGGAAGAGGAUCCAACCCCCAAAAUUAUUGGUCAGCUAAAAUCCAACUACGACACGGAGGACUUCACCAUCAGGUACAUGCUGUCUGGAGAAGGUGCCGGAGAGAUCUUCACCAUGGACGAGUUCACCGGUGAAAUCCACACUCUGAAGAGCCUGGACAGAGAAGAGAAAGCCUUCUAUGUGCUCCGAGCUGAGGCUAUCAAUCGCAGGACUGGUCACCCGGUGGAGCUAGAGUCUGAGUUUAUCAUCAAAGUUCAGGACAUCAAUGAUAACGCACCUCAGUUUAUAAAUGAACCCUACACGGCCAGUAUUCCAGAAAUGAGUCCACCAGGGACCACAGUGGUUCAGGUGACAGCUACGGAUGCAGAUGACCCUAUGCUUGGAAAUAACGCCAAACUCUUCUACUCCAUCCUGCAAGGAGAGCCCUACUUCUCAGUGGAACCAAAAACAGGCAUAAUUGUGACUUCAUGGACAAACAUAGACAGAGAAGCAAAUGAGAAGUACCAUGUUGUGGUUCAGGUGAAAGACAUGCUGGGACUGACCGGUGGCUUCAGUACUACGACAACUGUGACGGUCAUCCUUACUGAUGUCAAUGACAAUGGGCCUACCUUCCAGCACAACUUGUACACGUUUGUAAUAGCAGAAUCAGCACCGGUGGGAAUGACAGUUGGUAGGGUCAUGGCAGAAGAUGCUGAUGUUGGUGUGAACGCCAGGAUGAACUACAGUCUAGAUGAUCUGGAGGAAAGCACCACUUUUAUUGUCAAAACAGACCCCAUCACACAGGAGGGUAUAGUGACACUGGCCAAGCCUUUAGACUACGAGACCAAGCGUCGAUUUGUCAUCGCUAUCGAGGCCGUCAAUGAGUAUGUGGACACCCGAUUUCUAACCCUUAAUGAAUUUCGGGACAGGACGAUGAUCAAAAUUCAAGUAACAGAUGUGGAUGAACCGCCUAUUUUUUCUGCAUCUGUCUAUGAGUGGAAAGUUCUAGAGAACGCACCUACUGGCACACCGGUUGGCACAAUCUCUGCCCGAGACACAGAUGCUGAGAAUAACCCCAUCAGAUUUUCAAUAAGCAAGAACAGUGACUUGAAGAAAAUCUUCAGGAUUGACCCCAACAAUGGAACUGUGUCCGUCAUUAAACCUUUGGACCGAGAGACAGCAGCAUGGCAUAAUCUCACUGUCACUGCUCAAGAGACCAAAAACAAUCAGCUGUCCUCAUCAGUCCCGGUAGUGAUUAAAGUCCUGGAUGUUAAUGACAACAUGCCCAUUCUGUCAAGCGAUUACAAGCCGUUUGUAUGUGAGGGCACACAGGCUGGCGAGCUUAUUGAGCUCAUCAGUGCUGUGGAUGCAGAUGAUCCAGCAGAAGGCCAUCAUUUCUAUUUCUCUAUGGUGCCAGAUAAACACAUCAACCCCAACUUCACCAUCAGGGACAACCAAGACAACACAGCAGGAAUCUUGACACGCCGCAGCACAUUUACACGCCGUGAUCGGAAAUUCUAUCACCUUCCCGUGGUCAUAACAGACAGCGGCUCUCCUGCCCUCUCCAGCACUACCACCCUUACCAUCAGCGUGUGUACGUGCCAGCCUACAGGGUACUGUCCAUCAAGUGGAGUGGAGGCGCUGGCUCUGUCUAUGGGUCUUAGCUUGCCGACCCUUCUAGGCCUUAUUAUGUGCCUUAUCAUAGUCAUAGUUCUCACCCUACUGAUGCUCGCUGUGUGGAGACACAGGACACAGCGACAGCGAAAACUAGCCGCCCAGGAGUUGGACACUGAAGAGUACUCAGAAAAAGUCGUACACUUUGCCGACAGUGGCGCCAUUCUGGACGCAGACAGCUUCAGUCAGCCCGUCCAACUGAGGAAACACCCUCAUCGCCGUGGCCGUGCAUUCCACAGGGACGAAGUCGUAGCGAGCAUCCGCAUGUCCCUGUGUCACUCGCAUCUCAUCGGUCCAGAAGACGAAGUCUUCCGCCAGUUUAUCAUCGACCGGUUAGCCGAGGCCGACCAGGACCCCUGCGUACCUCCCUUCGACUGCUUGCACACUUAUGACUUUGAGGGUACCGGGUCACCCACCGGCUCUCUUAGCUCGUUGGAAUCGUUGACCUAUGAACCCAGUGUGGAACGAUCACAUGAUCUCGGGCCAUGUGGGUUUAGACUUUCUCCUUGGCGUGGAGCUGGAGGCAAUGAGACUUCAUUCUGAACAGAGCUGAAAUGUUCAGAAUGAGUCUGGAUGCAUCUCUCAUCAUCUAUUGACACUACGGACAUUGCCAUUGGUUGGAAAUUGGAGGUGUCUGUUUGGCAAGAAGCUAAACAUGAUGGCAGGCUAAAGAUGUAUUUAUUUAGCUUUUUUGGGACACUGUUGUUAUAUUUUAUAUCAAAUAUAUGGUGCCAGCACCAAGA
Molecule: messenger RNA, 2644 nt
Organism: Trichomycterus rosablanca
Lineage: Eukaryota; Metazoa; Chordata; Actinopteri; Siluriformes; Trichomycteridae
Gene: cdh19
Product: cadherin 19, type 2
Exons: 11
Coding region: 24-2444 (806 amino acids)
Biological process (GO): cell-cell adhesion mediated by cadherin; cell-cell junction assembly; calcium-dependent cell-cell adhesion
Cellular component (GO): plasma membrane; adherens junction; catenin complex
Molecular function (GO): calcium ion binding; cadherin binding
Source: RefSeq, a predicted model, not a curated record